AUUCUCAUCCUUACUCUUGGUCUUCCCCCAUCCUAUGAAAAUUUCAUUGUUUCCCUCAAUGCCACUACAUCCAGUGAGCUGAUGCUCGAUCAUGUCAUCACUCAACUUAUGAAUGAAGAAGCUUGCCAAUCUCAAGGCACCAAUCCUACCACACCAUGUGAUACUGCUAUGCUUUCCCACACUCAUUGUUGUCAUGUCCCACUUGAAAACAUCACCUGCUUCAAUUGUGAAGAGAAGGGACACUACCAGUUACAUUGC
Molecule: messenger RNA, 258 nt
Organism: Suillus subalutaceus
Lineage: Eukaryota; Fungi; Basidiomycota; Agaricomycetes; Boletales; Suillaceae
Exons: 1
Molecular function (GO): nucleic acid binding; zinc ion binding
Source: RefSeq, a predicted model, not a curated record